Messenger RNA from Onychostoma macrolepis, 1776 nucleotides. RefSeq names its product solute carrier family 10 member 1 (gene slc10a1). Gene Ontology annotation, biological process: bile acid and bile salt transport. The transcript has 6 exons. Gene Ontology annotation, cellular component: membrane. The record is from RefSeq and is a predicted model, not a curated record. Lineage: Eukaryota; Metazoa; Chordata; Actinopteri; Cypriniformes; Cyprinidae. The coding region runs from base 327 to 1292 and encodes 321 amino acids. Gene Ontology annotation, molecular function: bile acid:sodium symporter activity.
GUGAGAAAAAGCUGAAACAAAAUUCUAUAGGCUAUAUGCAUGUUUGGUCAUAACUGUUAUGUUCCUACUAGUGUACAUUGUUUGGAGGUGUGUACAACUGUCUAUAUUCAGAAAUAACUAAAUUGUGAAAGUCAGCCCUUAAAGGGUUAACGACCAAGUGAGUUGAGAAAAAAAAAGAAAAAAAAGAACUGCACCAGAUUAGAGGACAGAUAGGAAACCACUAUUUUUUUCUAACUGGCUCACUCUGGCUUUCCGAGAAGAUCCCACACAGUCACUGAAGAACUGCAUGAAUCAAAGCUCACGCUUAUACAUCCCCACUUUCAAAAAUGGAGGUCACUGUAAAUCCAGCCAUCGAUUCUAACUUUUCAAGCUUCAACACGGAUGCAAACAUCACCUCAGAAAACUUUGCAUUCAAUGAGAAUGCUGACAAGGUUAUCCGCUUGGCAUUAAUUGUUAUUCUUUUUAUCACCAUGGUGUCUCUUGGAUGCACAAUGGAAAUCUCAAAGAUCAAGAAUUAUUUCAUCAAACCAAAAGGGGUGGCAAUUGCAGUUGGGGCUCAAUAUGGUAUAAUGCCCCUCACAGCCUUCUGCUUUGCAAAGCUGUUUCAGUUGAGUCCUAUGGAGAGCUUAUCUGUGUUAAUUUGUGGGUGCUGUCCGGGAGGAAACCUCUCCAACAUCUUUGCUCUGGCCCUCGAGGGAGACAUGAACCUCAGUAUUGUGAUGACUGCUUGUUCCACGGCACUGGGAUUGGGUAUGAUGCCCCUCCUGCUCUACCUGUACAGCCAGGGUAUCUCAGACCUGGCAGAAUCUGUUCCUUUCACUAUCAUCACUCUUGCCCUGAUUAUGAUCUUGGUGCCCGGCGGUAUUGGGAUCCUGAUCAACUACCGAGUGCCCCAGUAUUCUAAGAUCAUCACUCAGGUUGGGUUGGCGCUGCUGCUGAUCUCAUUCGUUGUCAUUGGUUUUCUUGCUGGUAUAUCUCAAGGAGGAAAAUUUUUCAAAGUUCUGUCCCGUCAACUUAUAGCCAUUGCAGCAUUGAUGCCACUGACUGGAUUCAUAUGUGGAUAUAUAUUGGCAUCUCUGUUCAGCAUGAAUGCACCUUGCAGACGGACGGUUUCUAUGGAGGUGGGUUGCCAGAACAUUCAGCUGUGUACCACAAUCCUGAAGGUGGCCUUCCCUGCUGAGCACAUUGGUCAGCUGUAUUUCUUCCCCAUCAUUUAUAUUGUGUUCCAGAUAGUCGAGGCACUCAUCUUCAUAGUCCUGUUCAGAUGCCAUCAGAGACUGAGACCAUCCUAAAAAGAAACAGAAGAAUACACAGCAGUGGAAAGAGCAGCUGAAGAAACUAAUGGGCCCUCUAACAGUGACAUCUGAGGGACCCCAUAGUGCUUAUAAAGUUCAAAAUGAACUCAAGGAAUUUAGGGCCAAACUACCACAGAUGCUGGGGCCAUAGGGAAUGAUGAACAAUAUACAGGCACACCUACAUGUUUUGUUGUUCCUCCUUAAAAAACAUAUGCAUAAUGCCGAACAGUUUCAGUUUACAGUAUGUUAAAAAAUAGUUAGCUUUACUGUAGAAAUUGUUAGAAUUUUUUUUUUUUUUACAAUUGAAAACAUGUUGAAAAAUGUAUUUUUAUGGCUUAAAACACAAUGAAUAGUUAAAAAAGAGAACACUUUCAGUUUCAAAAAUAUUGCACCUGUUUUAAGACUACUGAAAAAGCAGUUACUUUUGUACUGUUGUGCAACCUCAUAUUAGACACUGCAUUAACAAACCACCUACCGUCUU